Medicago truncatula (barrel medic) is the source of this 1476-nucleotide messenger RNA. RefSeq names its product probable aspartic proteinase GIP2. Gene Ontology annotation, molecular function: aspartic-type endopeptidase activity. The coding region runs from base 51 to 1325 and encodes 424 amino acids. The record is from RefSeq and is a predicted model, not a curated record. The transcript has a single exon. Lineage: Eukaryota; Viridiplantae; Streptophyta; Magnoliopsida; Fabales; Fabaceae. Gene Ontology annotation, biological process: proteolysis.
UCCUUGAUCUAUGCACACCAAAAAUACAAUAUCCCAUAUCUUCAUUCACAAUGGUUUCUUCUUCAGUUAUCAUCCAUUUCUUCCUCCUUUCACUAUCUCUUUUCUCACUUUCUUGCUUAUCAGCAUCUCAACCACACUCCUUCAUUCUUCCUAUAAAAAAAGACCCAUCAACCAAUCUAUUCUACACAUCAGUUGGCAUAGGAACUCCUAGAACAAAUUUCAAUCUAGCCAUUGAUCUUGCUGGAGAAAACCUUUGGUAUGAUUGUAACACUCAUUAUAAUUCAUCAUCCUACAUUCCAAUUGCAUGUGGCUCAGAAAGAUGUUCAGAUGUUGCAUGUAUUGGUUGUAAUGGCCCAUUCAAACCUGGUUGCACAAACAAUACAUGUCCUGCUACUGCAACCAACUCAUUAGCCAAAUUCAUUUUUGGUGGUGACCUUGGUGAAGAUUUCAUUUUCAUUUCACAACAAAAAGUUUCUGGCUUGCUCUCAAGUUGCAUUGACAUUGAUAGACUUCCAUCAUUCACUGGAGAGGAUUCACCACUCAACGGCUUACCAAAAAUCACUAAAGGAAUUAUUGGUCUUUCAAGAUCAAACCUUUCACUACCAACACAACUUGCAUUGAAAAACAAGCUUCCACACAAAUUCUCUCUUUGUUUACCUUCUUCAAACAAACAAGGAUUCACUAACUUGCUUGUUGGAUCAAUUGGCGGUGACCCUUUUAAGGAAUUGUCCAAAUUUGUUCAAACUACACCGCUCAUUGUCAAUCCCGUUUCAACAGGUGCAGUUUCUGUUCAAGGUGUUCCUUCAGUUGAAUAUUUUAUUGAUGUCAAAGAGGUGAAGGUUGAUGGCAAUGUUUUGAACUUAAAGCCUUCUUUAUUGUCUAUUGACAAAAAGGGAAAUGGUGGCACCAAAAUUAGUACCAUAAUUCCUUUCACUGAAUUGCAAAGUUCUGUAUACAAGCCAUUUAUUCGUGAUUUUCUCAAGAAGGCUUCGGAUAGAAAAAUAAAGAGAGUGGAAUCAGUGGCACCAUUUGAGGCAUGUUUUGACUCUUCUAGCAUUAAAAAUUCUGUACCAAGAGUUGAUCUUGUGCUUCAAGGUGGAGUGCAAUGGACUAUUCAUGAAGCAAAUUUGAUGGUUAAUGUGAAGAAAAAUGUAGCAUGUCUUGGAAUUGUUGAUGGAGGGACAGAGCCAAGAAUGUCAUUUACAAAAGCUUCAAUUGUUAUUGGUGGACAUCAAUUGGAGGACAAUCUUUUGGUGUUUGAUUUAGCUUCUUCCAAAUUGAGCUUUAGUUCCUCACUUUUGGUUCACAAUGCAAGUUGUUCCUAAAUUCUACUCUUGAAUUAAUGGCAUAGGUUUAUAAAGCAUCAAAUUGCACUACUAUGUAUACCCACUCGGAAAAAUAACCAACUAGUUGAGUGAUAAUUUAUGUUAAAAAGAAUAUGAUAAUAAGAAAUAAAUAUAUUUUUAUAAAAAUUGA